Lymnaea stagnalis (great pond snail) is the source of this 310-nucleotide messenger RNA. Lineage: Eukaryota; Metazoa; Mollusca; Gastropoda; Lymnaeidae. The record is from the annotation of a GenBank genome assembly.
AACAGAUUCUUAUCAAAUAAGCAAUGAAAAGAAAUCUGCCAAAAACGCAUUCAUGCCUCCAUGUGCCAAAGUUCCUGUUGACAAGACUUUAGAUGGUCACAUGAUACCAGUAUCCCAAUCCAAAAAAGAAAGGUCAGUUCAUCAAUUGGGCACAUCUGACUUAGCAUUGGAUUUGGAUGAUGAUGAAGAGAACCUAAUGCUGUGCCAAGAUUUUGAUGCUCACUCCACACAAUCUAGAAUAGAAACAAAAAACACCUGUGAAGAUUCCAUUCCAACACACAGACAGGAGAGCAGGAAUUCUAAAAAUAUC